AUGGUCGGUAAGCAAGAGGAUGGUGGAACGGUAACGACUGGCACCAGCACACCAGCCUGCACCACCGCCAUCUCAUCCACGAAAAACGACCUCAAUACACGAUGCAGUGCUGCUCUGCCGCCGGAAGAACAACAACCAGGACCAUCCACACCUGUCAUUUCAACUAAAGAUGAAGUUAUAGUAGAAACUAGCGACGGAGGUUUGGUUAGUUAG
This is a messenger RNA of Strongylus vulgaris, 213 nucleotides long. The record is from the annotation of a GenBank genome assembly. Lineage: Eukaryota; Metazoa; Nematoda; Chromadorea; Rhabditida; Strongylidae.